This is a messenger RNA of Eremomyces bilateralis CBS 781.70, 1134 nucleotides long. RefSeq lists its product as uncharacterized. Gene Ontology annotation, biological process: vesicle-mediated transport. NCBI's taxonomy places the organism in Eukaryota, Fungi, Ascomycota, Dothideomycetes, Eremomycetales, Eremomycetaceae. The transcript is spliced from 4 exons. Gene Ontology annotation, cellular component: Golgi membrane. The record is from RefSeq and is a predicted model, not a curated record. Bases 344 to 790 code for a protein of 148 amino acids.
CUUCUCUACUUCUGACUUACGCAAGCUUAUUGAGGCAGCACCUUUACUUCCCUCUUUGUCCGCAACGCACUUCACAACACCCGUUUUCUGUUACUGCCAUUGUCACUGCCACGAUUCUCUUAAACCGACUCCUUCCCAUCCGUCGAUUCCCCAAAUCCCUCCUCAACUUUGCCGUGUUCCAUCCAUCAUCGCACGCCGCUGCGCAUCAGUUCCCCGAAUUCCCGAAACCGAGAGGACAACAAUACAACCUUGGACGCCUCUACCACGGAUCGCUUCGGCACACUCGUAUCCAAACCCCUUCUAAUUCGGUUGCCAUCGCGGUUCGUCCCGCCAGACCGCCGCCAUGACGUUGAUGGAUGAGUUCAGAACGAGGAACUUCAGUAUAUAUGGACAAUGGACCGGAGUGAUCGCAAUGAUCCUAUGCUUUGCCCUCGGCAUUGCAAACAUCUUCAACUUCCAUUGGGUUAUCGUUUUUAGCGUCAUAUGCCUUGUAUGUUCCUUCAUCAUCCUCUUUAUCGAGAUCCCCCUCCUCCUUCGGAUCUGCCCGACCUCCGGAAAGUUCGACGAAUUCAUCCGUCGCUUCAACACGUCCUACAUGCGCGCCGCCGUCUACGGCGUCAUGUCGACCAUCCAAUGGUUAUCGAUCAUCGCGAAGACGACGAGCCUGAUCGCCGCGGCGAUCCUACUGCUCGUGGCUGCGGCGUUCUAUGCGUUGGCCGGGUUGAAGAAGCAGGAGUUCAUGAGCUCGAAAACGCUGGGCGGCCAGGGGGUUGCGCAGAUGAUUGUGUGAUCGGGAGGGAGGGGCUGGUUGCUAUGAGUAUGUUAUCCUGGCAUUCGGUUGUGGACACGAUUCAAGAGCAUGGGAUUUGAAUUCGUCGGCCUCGGUGGCUGGUUGCUGGAUAUGGCGUCCGAGGCGCAUAUGAUCACGAUUUGAUGUUUCUCGCUAGGUAUCUCGCUACCGAGGCGUCGAACAGUAGUCAGCCGUAUUGUCUUUUCUGGAUGGUCUGGUUACGCUGUCAUUUUUUUUUGGACGCUAUCAGUUUUAUUUGCAAAAACGUCGAUGUAUCCGUAUCUUUUGCUCGCAAGACGUGUAUCGCUUACUAUCCAGUUCCACAUUAUUCCGUUUGAUGCCAG